Molecule: messenger RNA, 2112 nt
Organism: Glarea lozoyensis ATCC 20868
Lineage: Eukaryota; Fungi; Ascomycota; Leotiomycetes; Helotiales; Helotiaceae
Product: C6 transcription factor, putative
Exons: 4
Coding region: 1-2112 (703 amino acids)
Biological process (GO): DNA-templated transcription
Cellular component (GO): nucleus
Molecular function (GO): DNA binding; zinc ion binding
Source: RefSeq, a predicted model, not a curated record
AUGCCUCGAAAAAGGCCUGUCGCAAGCAUGCAAAAUCGACUCAGACAUCUUGAAAGCUUGGUGAAAGGCGUAAUGACUGGAGAAACUCCACAGUCGAUCGAUAAUGGUUCUCCAACAUCUCCUGGAAUGGUACAUGCCACGGAGACUAGGCUGACUAGUCAGUCUUCAGAAAUUCAUACAGAAUCCAUGGGAAUUGAAAACAUAUCACAAGGUAUUUCGGACUCUUUAGCAAGAAUGUCAGCGAAGGACUCAUUUGAUGGUGGACCUGAUGUCUUGAUCGGCACCAGCCAAUCGACAUUUGUGGGUGGAACUCACUGGGCGGCUAUUCUCGAAGAUAUCGAAGAUGUCAAAGAGUAUUUUGAAGAAAUGGAAGAUGGGCAGAAUGAGGAACCCGAAAUGAACUUUUCUACCAUCAACGCUAUUACCUUCAAUUAUCAACAGACAGCUACGAAAUCAGAUCUUGUCGGUGCGCUACCCCCAAAAUUCGUGGUUGAUAGAUUGAUUGCACGAUAUUUCAAUUGUCAUAGCCCCUUGAUUUCGAUUCUGCACAAGUCGAAAUUCGAGAAGGAAUACCAGACGUUUUGGUCAGACCCUAUCAAGGCGCCUGUCUCAUAUAUCGCCUUAAUCUUUGCGCUCAUAGCCAUAUCUUCCUUUGCAAUGAUCGGGGCAAAUGAACAGCACCCUGACACUCGUGGCUUGCCUGUGGAUAUGAUACGAUCAUAUCGCGGAUCGUGUCUUCAAGCUCUCAUACUGUCCGAGUAUACAAGACCGGGGCCUUACACGAUGGAAACCCUGUUUUUACAUCUUGAGGGAGAAUUUCUUUUCAGCAAAGAUGGUACACUUGUCCCUUAUCUUAUGAUAGGUACCAUCGUACGUCUGGCUCUCCGGAUAGGACUUCACAGAGAUCCGUCCAAAGCCGGAGGCAACUUUACACCUUUCCAAGCCGAGAUGCGUCGUCGCAUUUGGCAUCUCAUUGCGCAAAUGGACAUGCUAGGGAGCUUUCACGUCGGGCUACCCGGCCAAGUUGGCGCUAUUGAAAGCGAUGUCGAAUACCCCAGAAAUCUCAGGGAUGAAGACUUCAACGAAGACACUAAAGAGUUACCGCCCCCAAGACCCGCUUCUGAAUUUACCUCGAUCUCAUAUAUGAUAUGUAAGAGUAUAUUAUGUCACGAAUGCACACAAGUUGCAAGCUUCGCUCAUAGCUUAAAGCCACGUCCCUACGAAAACGUCCUCGAGCUUGAUCAAGCUCUCCACGCCGCUUUCGAAAAGGUACCAGCAUUCUAUCGCUUUGGACCGACUGGUAUUUCAAUUUUCGAGUCGCCCAACGUGGUGACUAAACAAUUUAGUUUGUUUCUACUCUAUCAUAAGGCACGAUGUAUGCUGCAUAGGAAAUACUUUAUACUCGCAAAUAGCGAUCAAAGAUACGAAAACUCGAGAAAAGAAGCUUUAGACGCCGCAAAACAACUACUAUGGGGUCAAUCAAUGACAUACGAGUCCGCAAUCGCACCAGGAGGGCCAUUAUCAAACGACAAAUGGUUCCUAUCUACCCUGGCAACACACGAUUUUCUCCUGGCAGCUAUGAUUCUGUACACUAGAAUCAUGCAAAUAAUCCCACGGCAACAAGAUCAAUAUGAAGUCUCGGAAAUGAUUGCGGCUAUUGAAAGAUCGCACCAUGCCUGGGGUAAUACUAAUGAGGCUUCGGCGAAGAAAGCUAGGAAUGUUUCUAAGGCUAUGUUGACGAAAAUACGUGCAGCACGUGCUGCUCAAAGUGGAAAGCACCAGGCGAAGGUGAAACAUGGGUACAAUCAAACGGACCAGGGAGUAGAGGCUCUUUCUCUUGGAGAUAUUGUUGGCCACGACAACUCGAUCAUCACGGACCACGAGUUGGAUCAAUGGAUGAACAUCGACAACUACGACGAGACCUCGCAAUCAUCAGGGGAUGGAUUGCUAAUGAACAAGAAUCCAAUGCCUUUAUCCGCGCCUUUUAAUACAUUCAUUGAUGUUCCGGGCAAUAUUGAUUGGGAUAUGUUUGAUGACGAAGUAUGGCCUCGGACCGAAGGUGGAGAAAACUGGCCUUUGGCAGAUUUCCCAGAUUUCCAAGCUUCAAGUUGA